AAUAAAUUUAUUCGCCAUUAAUUCUAGUGCUCGGUGACGUGUCAUUUCUUUUCACGGCAACAUUCAGAGGAAACAGCACUAAGGGCAAGAGGAGUUCCAUUUGUGUGUAGCCAAGUGGAUCCAUUAAGAGUUAUAAUGGAAUCAAGAAAAGAUAUAUCAUUAGUCCAGAAAUAUGUCAAGGUUGCUUCAGUGGUCAGCCUAUAUUGGGUUGUGUCAAUAUCUAUGGUAUUUGUUAACAAAUAUCUACUGGGAGGCUCUUCCAUGGGGGAUAGAGAUGCCCCUUUAUUUGUGACAUGUUUCCAGUGUUUUGUGACUGUGGUGUUCUGCCUUCUCCUUAAAUACAGCUCUAGACUGUUUCCACAUGUUGUCACCUUCCCUGAAGUUGGAGCUUUGGAAACAGAGAAAGUGAAAAAGGUUUUGCCAUUAACAUGCAUGUUUGUCGCCAUGAUUUCCAUGAACAACCUGUGCCUGAAGUACGUUGGUGUAGCAUUCUAUUAUGUUGGGCGAUCGUUAUCAACUGUGUUCAAUGUCAUUUUCACGUACCUGAUCCUUGGUCAAAAAACAUCAUUACCUGCAGUGGCAAGCUGUGGUGUUAUCAUUGCAGGUUUCUUCUUAGGAGUAGAUCAAGAGAAUGUUGCAGGGAGUUGUAUUUGGAGUCCUUGCAUCAGCAUCUGUUUCCCUGAAUGCUAUUUUUACAAAGAAAGUUUUACCGGCUUUAGAUGGUUCAAUUUGGAUGCUUUCCUAUUACAACAAUGCUUUGGCCAUUGUUUUGUUUACUCCUCUGAUUGUACUGAAUGGGGAAAUACCUGCAAUUGGGAAGAUGAUCUCCGAAGGCUCUUUGAAUUUCUGGGGAUUAAUGGUUAUUGCUGGACUCUUUGGCUUUGCCAUUGGCUAUGUUACUGGACUUCAGAUUCAGGUGACUUCACCUCUCACCCAUACCAUCAGUGGCACAGCAAAGGCUUGCGCCCAGACCGUAUUGGCCACUUGGUGGUAUGGGGAAGCCAAGGCUGCACUCUGGUGGAUUAGUAAUUGGAUUGUCCUUGGAGGUUCCUUGGCUUACACGCGUAUCAAGCAGCAGGAAAUGAAGACUUCUCAUAAUUCAGGAUUAUCAUCGGAGAAAAUGGAAGCGAAGGGGCCUGAGAAGUGCUAGAUCCUGCACCCAGAUUCGCACCAUUGAGGCGAAACUGUAC
Penaeus monodon (black tiger shrimp) is the source of this 1190-nucleotide messenger RNA. RefSeq names its product GDP-fucose transporter 1-like (gene nac). The record is from RefSeq and is a predicted model, not a curated record. Lineage: Eukaryota; Metazoa; Arthropoda; Malacostraca; Decapoda; Penaeidae. Gene Ontology annotation, biological process: GDP-fucose import into Golgi lumen; protein O-linked glycosylation via fucose. Gene Ontology annotation, cellular component: Golgi apparatus. Gene Ontology annotation, molecular function: antiporter activity.